ACAAACUUUCACUUGUUGAGUGGAAUUGGUCCUAUGGACCCUCCACGACAACUAAUGCUGCAACUAGUAGCAGGACUACAUCAACUAAUAACAGCAACCAAAUCAAUACAGAACCUGAAAUAACUGCUUAA
Messenger RNA from Racocetra fulgida, 131 nucleotides. The record is from the annotation of a GenBank genome assembly. NCBI's taxonomy places the organism in Eukaryota, Fungi, Glomeromycota, Glomeromycetes, Diversisporales, Gigasporaceae.